Molecule: messenger RNA, 2887 nt
Organism: Phalaenopsis equestris
Lineage: Eukaryota; Viridiplantae; Streptophyta; Magnoliopsida; Asparagales; Orchidaceae
Product: sucrose synthase 4-like
Exons: 15
Coding region: 149-2569 (806 amino acids)
Biological process (GO): sucrose metabolic process
Molecular function (GO): sucrose synthase activity
Source: RefSeq, a predicted model, not a curated record
AUCUGUGCGCUGCAGAAAAAUUUAAAACAAGGACCCGACCACAAAUGGCAACUUUAUCUGCCUAAAACUGCGUGCGGAAUUUCACUCUUCCAUCUCAUUCACUUCUCAACUCGAUCACGGAGAAGUUACACAGACGCGAGGAAUCGCCAUGGCGACGCAGAAGCUUGGGCGCGUACCCAGCAUCCGCGAGAGGGUAGAGGAUACCCUCUCGGCCCACCGCAACGAUCUCGUCUCUCUGCUCUCCAGGUAUGUCAACCAGGGAAAGUGCAUCCUACAGCCCCAUGACCUCUUGGAUGGUCUCUCGGCAGUUGUCGCCGACGACAAGAAGCUUGCAGAGGGCUCCUUCUUCGAGAUUCUGAAGUCUGCUCAGGAGGGAAUUGUGCUGCCUCCAUUCGUGGCCAUUGCCAUACGCCCGCGACCAGGCGUGUGGGAGUACGUUCGAGUGAACGUCCACGAACUCAUCGUGGAGCAGCUUGAAGUUUCAGAGUACCUUCAGUUCAAGGAAAAGCUUGUUGAUGAACAUUAUUCUAAUGAUAAUUAUGCUUUGGAGCUGGACUUUGAGCCCUUCAAUGCUGAUUUUCCUCGCCCGAAUAGAUCUUCUUCCAUAGGAAAUGGGGUUCAGUUCCUCAAUCGGCACCUUUCUUCAGUCAUGUUUCGAAACAGGGAAAGCUUAGAACCUUUGCUGAACUUUCUGAGAGCCCACAAAUAUAAGGGCCAUAUGAUGAUGCUGAAUGAUAGGAUACAAAGCUUAUCAAGACUCCAGUCCACCCUAUCCAAAGCUGAAGAUUAUCUGUCUAAGAGCGACCCAAACACGCCAUUCUCUGAAAUCGCUCACAGGUUCCAAGAGAUGGGAUUGGAAAAAGGUUGGGGUGACACAGUUGGGCGUGCACUUGAGAUGAUCCACCUUCUUUUGGAUAUACUUCAGGCUCCUGAUCCAGCAUCCCUUGAGAAGUUUCUGGGGAGAAUACCAAUGGUUUUCAAUGUCGUAAUUCUUUCACCACAUGGCUAUUUUGGCCAGGCUAGUGUUCUAGGACUACCUGAUACUGGAGGACAGGUUGUCUAUAUUUUGGAUCAAGUUCGUGCUCUUGAGAGUGAAAUGCUUUUGAGGAUAAAAAACCAGGGGUUAAAUGUUGAUCCACGAAUUCUUAUAAUUACAAGGUUGAUACCAGAAGCAAAAGGAACAACCUGCAACCAACGACUGGAGCGAGUUACAGGAACAAAGCAUUCUCACAUUUUGAGGAUUCCUUUUAGAAAUAAAAAUGGAAUUCUCAGAAAAUGGAUUUCAAGGUUUGAUGUGUGGCCUUACUUGGAGACAUUCGCUGAGGAUACUGCAAGUGAAAUUGCAGCAGAAUUGCAUGGCACUCCAGAUCUGAUCAUUGGGAACUACAGCGACGGAAACCUUGUUGCAUCCUUGCUGUCAUAUAAACUAGGAGUAACUCAGUGUACCAUCGCUCAUGCACUUGAAAAAACAAAAUAUCCAGAUUCAGACAUAUUUUGGAAAAGCUACGAGGAGAAAUACCAUUUUUCUUCCCAAUUUACUGCUGAUAUUAUUGCUAUGAACAAUGCUGACUUUAUUAUUACUAGUACCUACCAAGAGAUUGCUGGAAGCAAGAAUACAGUUGGCCAAUACGAGAGUCACACUGCUUUUACUCUUCCUGGUUUAUACCGGGUUGUCCACGGCAUUGAUGUUUUUGAUCCCAAAUUUAAUAUAGUCUCUCCGGGAGCAGAUAUGUCAAUUUAUUUUCCGUAUUCAGAAACAGAAAACAGGCUGACUUGUCUUCACGGUGCCAUUGAAAAUCUGCUGUACGGCUCUGAGCAAAAUGAUGAGCAUAUUGGUAGAUUAGAUGAUCGAUCAAAACCAAUCAUAUUCUCCAUGGCUAGACUGGACCGUGUGAAGAACUUAACAGGUCUUGUUGAAUUGUAUGGCAAGAGCAGUGAGCUAAGAGAGCUCGCCAACUUGGUUGUAAUUGGUGGCUACAAUGAUGUGAAAAAAUCUGGUGACAGAGAAGAAAUUAAAGAGAUCGAGAAGAUGCACGACCUCAUUAGUAAAUACAGCUUGGAUGGACAAUUCCGUUGGAUUUCAUCCCAGACAAACAGGGCCCGUAAUGGAGAACUUUAUCGCUACAUUGCUGAUACCAGAGGCAUAUUUGUGCAGCCUGCUUUCUAUGAAGCAUUUGGAUUGACUGUUGUUGAAGCCAUGACUUGUGGGCUUCCAACAUUUGCAACAUGCCAUGGCGGCCCCGCCGAGAUUAUUGAGCAUGGAAUAUCUGGUUUCCAUAUUGACCCAUAUCACUCAGAGCAGGCUACAACCCUCAUGAUACAAUUUUUUGAACGUUGCAAGAAAGAAUCUGGCUACUGGAAUGAAAUUUCCAAAGCAGGACUGCAGCGAAUUUAUGAAAGGUACACAUGGAAAAUUUAUUCAGAGAGGCUGAUGACGCUCGCUGGGGUUUAUGGGUUCUGGAAGUUUGUUUCCAAGCUGGAAAGGCGCGAGACACGGCGAUAUCUGGAAAUGUUCUACAUCUUAAAGUUCCGGGAGCUGGCGAAUUCUGUGCCACUCGCUGUUGAUUAACUUCUACAUUGUCAGCUUUCCGGCGAAGCUUCUUCGAUUGAGCAGAUUUUAUGACUUAUUUCAAGCGUAAUAUUCUCUGUGGAAUUUUAAUAUCGAGCUUAGAUUAUGUUUGUGUUGCAUAAGGAAUGAAAACCUUCCACUUUUAGUGGUGUACUGUUUGGGGUAAAGGCACGUAGUCCAUGUCUGGAACUAUGAUUGUUAUGUUCCUGAAAUUAUCAUCUAGGCAAGUAGCUUAGAUGCAGAGCACGCCAGGUUGGCUUGUUUUGACUAAAUCCAAUUCCUGAAUAUAAAUAAGCUUAUGGUUGCUUUUGUGGAAAA